Ornithorhynchus anatinus (platypus) is the source of this 1625-nucleotide messenger RNA. RefSeq names its product short chain dehydrogenase/reductase family 42E, member 1 (gene SDR42E1). The transcript has 3 exons. NCBI's taxonomy places the organism in Eukaryota, Metazoa, Chordata, Mammalia, Monotremata, Ornithorhynchidae. The record is from RefSeq and is a predicted model, not a curated record. Gene Ontology annotation, molecular function: 3-beta-hydroxy-Delta5-steroid dehydrogenase (NAD+) activity. Bases 213 to 1388 code for a protein of 391 amino acids. Gene Ontology annotation, biological process: steroid biosynthetic process.
CCGGGAGUCGAACCCGUGACCUCUGACUCCGAAGCCCAGGCUUUUCCCCCUGUUGCCUGCUUGACCGAGCCGCGAUCCCUCCUGCUUAGACGGCGGGACAAGGGCGCUGUCCGAACUAACCGCUGAACCUAGCUCAGCGCUUGGAACAGGGUUUGACCCCCCACUAGGCGCUCAACAGAUAUCUUUGCUAAAGUCACUCUGAGGGCGGAAAGAUGGAUCCGGAAAAGAGUGCCAAGGAAACCGUUCUCAUAACGGGAGGAGGUGGUUAUUUUGGUUUCCGUUUAGGUUGUACUCUGCACAGGAUGGGAGUGGACAUCAUCCUGUUCGAUGUCCAGAAUCCCCCUCAAGAAGUCCCGAAGGGGAUGAGGUUCAUUCAGGGGAACAUCUGCUGCCUCUCCGAGGUCGAGGAAGCCUUCCAGGGAGUCAGCUGCGUCUUCCACAUCGCUUCCUACGGCAUGUCCGGGCGGGAGCAGCUGGACCGGAAGCUGAUCGAAGACGUCAACGUGAAAGGGACGGAGAACGUGAUCCGGGCUUGCAGGAGGAGGGCGGUGCCGAGGAUGGUGUACACGAGCACCUACAACGUGGUGUUUGGGGGCCAGGUUAUAGAAAACGGGGAUGAGUCUCUUCCCUAUCUACCUCUCCACCUCCACCCCGAUCACUACUCGCGCACCAAGUCGGUGGCCGAGAAGAAGGUGCUGGAGGCGAACAGCUCGGCCCUGGACGGCGGGGAGGGCGUCCUGAGAACCUGCGCCCUGCGGUCGGCGGGAAUCUACGGGCCCGGGGAGCGGAGGAACCUCCCGAGAGUGGUGAGCUACAUCGAGAAGGGACUCUUCAAGUUCGUGUACGGGGACCCGAGGAGCUUGGUGGAGUUCGUCCACGUGGACAACCUGGUUCAGGCUCACAUCCUGGCCUCGGAGGCGCUGAAGGCAGACAAGGAGCACGUGGCCUCCGGCCAGCCCUACUUCAUCUCGGACGGCAGGCCGGUCAACAACUUCGAGUUCUUCCGUCCUCUGGUGGAGGGCUUGGGCUACCCGUUCCCGACCCUGCGCCUGCCCCUGUUGCUCAUCUACUCCCUCGCCUUCCUGACGGAGAUGGUCUACUUCCUCGUGGGCCGCCUCUACAACUUCCAGCCCUUCCUCACCCGCACAGAGGUCUACAAAACCGGAGUCACCCACUACUUCAGCCUGGAGAAGGCCAGGAGAGAGCUGGGCUACGAGGCCCAGGUCUUCGACUUCCGGGAAGUGGUGGAGUGGUUUAAAGCCCAGGGUCACGGCAGGAAGCUCAAGGUCUGUUCCUUGAAGGAUCUCUUUUGGAACGGGGUACUGGUUCUGCUCCUGGCUACAGUCGUUCUGGCCUGGCUUCCGACCGCUCUGGCGCUGCCGUUUUGAAAGGAGAUGGGUCGGUUGGGUCGGCAGAGGAGGAGGCUAAAGGGAAGGACUUUCCGAAUCAUUCGAGGAGGCCUUAAGAAGACCGCACAGUUGUCCCCCUCCUAUCACGUGGCCAAGCUUAUGACUCUCGGAGCCGCUCGACAACAGCCCAUCUUUGACGUCUAGCCUGGAAGCUCCCUGUGGGCUAGUAACGUGUCUGCCAACUCCCCCAGGUGCUUAUAAUAAUAAUAAUAAUAA